ACGUGGCAAGUCAUAAUUGGUAACAACCAAAACACUCCGUCCCAACUCUCUACAACUCCACAGUCCACACUCAAAACUCAAAAGCUCACAGUAAUCUUCACCAGAGAUCCAAUCUCUCAGAGUCCACAUUUCACCGGAAAAAACAUUUCUUAAAAAAUCCUCAUUUUCCAUGGCAAAUGCAUGGAAAAGAGACAACGGCAAAACCCAAAAGCUCCUCUCACCCAAAACCCUCCUUUCCCUCCUUCUCCUCUCCCUCUUCCUCUACCUCUCCUUCUCUUUUCUUUCCCCAAAAAACCCCACCUUUAUUCCCACUACUCCCUCUUAUAAGACCCAAAAAACUGCUCAAAAUUUCCCAAUCCCUCCUUUUAAUUGCCACAAUUCCCCACAAUCCCAUCCCAUUAUUGCAAACACUGUGGAAAAUCUCAAAUACCCCUUCAUUUACUCCCUAGCUGACUUGGGUUCCUUCCCAGACAAGCCUCACAAGAACAUUGUGAGACUUCUUAAAGGUAAGCCCUUUCGUCGACCUGACAUCUCGGCCACCAUUCAGGAUAUCCUGGAAGGGAAAAACAGAGAUGGGUUUGUCGUGGAUGUUGGUGCCAAUGUCGGGAUGGCGAGUUUCGCGGCGGCGGUUAUGGGGUUCAAGGUAUUGGCUUUUGAGCCGGUUUUGGAGAAUUUGCAAAGAAUAUGUGAUGGGGUUUGGUUUAAUAGGAUUGAGGAAUUGAUUACUAUUUUUGAAGCCGCCGCAUCUGAUCGGAAUGGAAAUAUUACUUUCCAUAAGUUGGUUGGCCGGCUUGACAACAGUGCUGUUUCUGCUGUUGGUGCGAAGUUGGCAUUCAAGUCCAAUGAAGAAGUAGCAGUUCAAGUGAGGUCCAUCUCUCUUGAUGACCUAAUCCCAGAGUUGGAGCCAGUGCUUCUGCUUAAAAUAGAUGUUCAGGGAUGGGAAUACCAUGUACUGAAGGGAGCCAAAAAGUUAUUAUCCAGGAAAAAAGGUGAAGCCCCUUAUCUGAUCUACGAGGAAGAUGAACGACUGUUGCAAGCAAGUAACAGUACUGCCAAAGAGAUACGGAACUUUCUAAGUAGUCUGGGUUAUAGUAAUUGCACCCAGCGUGGUACAGAUGCUCAUUGCACCAAGAAUUAAUGCAAAUACCACGAAUUUGCUAUGGAUGAGAACCCAACUGCAAAUCUGUUUAUUUGCAUGCCGUUUCUCUCAGCCCUUAGGCAGUGCAAUGCAGUUCAUCCCAGUAGAAAUUUCUUCAUUUUGAAGUUAAACUGAAGCUGAUAAAUUGCUCUAACAAUAGCCCUCUGCGCUUCUCUUUGUUUCAUAAUUGAAUGGUUAAUGGCAGCUUUUUAAUGCGCAGAGUGGUAAAUGGUCUGGUUGGAUGAAACCGUUGUUGAGUUCUUAUCUCAUGCUGGUAGAUUUUUACUGAUUAUUGUCAGAUGUGUGUCGGUGGCUUUUAAAUGUAUAAUUCUUCUUUUCCCCUUUUUUUUAAUUUCCGUUUACA
Molecule: messenger RNA, 1502 nt
Organism: Durio zibethinus
Lineage: Eukaryota; Viridiplantae; Streptophyta; Magnoliopsida; Malvales; Malvaceae
Source: RefSeq, a predicted model, not a curated record